AUGAGUGGUGUCCACGAAUCGGACGGAUUAUCAGAAACCGGCUCAGUCAUUUCGUCUCUUUCAUCUCUAAUGUCUGUCGGCCGCCCACGUAGACGACGGGAAUUCGAAGCCGGUGAUAUAAACGCCAACCAGUCCAACUCUGAUGCUGCUCUGCAGGAAUGCGUGUCGGUGACGGACAAGUUCAAAAGCCGCAUGUAUUUCAUUUGA
Molecule: messenger RNA, 207 nt
Organism: Ostertagia ostertagi
Lineage: Eukaryota; Metazoa; Nematoda; Chromadorea; Rhabditida; Trichostrongylidae
Source: the annotation of a GenBank genome assembly